Schizophyllum commune H4-8 is the source of this 1363-nucleotide messenger RNA. RefSeq names its product kinase-like protein. The transcript is spliced from 6 exons. Bases 1 to 1065 code for a protein of 354 amino acids. Lineage: Eukaryota; Fungi; Basidiomycota; Agaricomycetes; Agaricales; Schizophyllaceae. The record is from RefSeq and is a predicted model, not a curated record. Gene Ontology annotation, biological process: protein phosphorylation. Gene Ontology annotation, molecular function: ATP binding; protein kinase activity.
AUGUCGCCAAUCUGUCUCGACUUUGCGCCCGAGGUGACGCUGAAUUCCCGAUAUGAGAUUGUCAAGGGACUUGGGCGCGGGACGCGCUCGACGGUAUGGCUGGCGAACGAUACGACAAGUCCCGGCGCGCAGGUGGCCAUAAAAUGCCUCAGAAACGAUGUCACGGCCGGCCAAGGGAGCGCAACCUACGAACUCGAAGUGCUAGAAGCUAUUUGUAAGAAGACGGCAGCUACGCACAGCGAGACUGUCGGACCUUCCCGCGUGCUCCAGCUGCUCGACCAUUUCGUGCUGGACAAUGAGACGUCCGGCCAGCAUUUAUGUUUCGUCACCAAACCGCUCGGAAUGAAUUUGCUGGAAGUGCAGAAGGCGUUUCCGGGGCGGCGGAUGCCUGUGCCUCUCGUCCAGCACGUGGUGAAGCAGCUCCUUGAGGGGCUUGCUUUCAUUCAUGAUGAUUGUCGGGUCGUGCAUACGGAUAUCAAGCAAGAUAACAUCAUGUUCGACAAUUUCGGCGAUGAGAGCGGGGAAUUAUCCGACGCGGUCAACGUCGUCUUAGCCGACUUUGACACGGCCGUACCAGAACACGGAGACCGUAAACAAUUAAUCCAGCCGCAGGACCUUCGCGCCCCGGAAGUCCUCAUGGGUUGCGACUGGGGUACGUCGGCGGAUAUUUGGAACAUGGGCUGCAUCACCUUCGAACUCAUCACCGGGUGCCGCCUCUUUCGACACGAACCACUAGAAAGCGACAAAGGCCACACCACCCCCGAACAAGGCCACUUCGCCAUGAUCGAGUCCUUCCUCGUCACUGACAGAAAAGACCUCGACGCGCGCAUCCGCUUCUUGCAAUAUUUCAGCGAUGGAGAGAACUUUGAGAAGUUUAUUGAUCGUGAACGCGGCUACAAUCUUCACGUCAGCUACGCCGACCAGGAGCCAUUGGGCAAGAUCCUUCGGGUCUACGACGUUUACGACGAGCAACUGGAGGACUUCUUGAGGUCCAUGCUGCAAAUUCAUCCGGACGACCGCGCGUCUGCAAGGAAGCUCCUGAAGCACCCUUGGCUUUCCGCGUAGGUAGCCAGCUUUCCGCGCCGCAACCUCAGUUUGCGCUUCGCCACCUGGCUUUACACUCAGCUACCUGGAUUACCGCAUAGAUCCUAUACGUCGACCCCGGGCCCAAGCUACGUGCUCUCGCAUAUUCAACCCCCACUUACUCUUGUGUAUACCAGCGCCCCCACUUCGAUACCACACCAUUACACCCUCACUGCAUGAUACCACCUCGCUGUAUUGUCUUACCACCAUCACUACAAUCUCACUGUCACCGCUCUCCCCUCAAUGAUACAACAAUUACAUUCCAUAAGGAUAUCCCUAG